Messenger RNA from Bolinopsis microptera, 759 nucleotides. RefSeq lists its product as uncharacterized. Bases 1 to 759 code for a protein of 252 amino acids. The transcript is spliced from 6 exons. NCBI's taxonomy places the organism in Eukaryota, Metazoa, Ctenophora, Tentaculata, Lobata, Bolinopsidae. The record is from RefSeq and is a predicted model, not a curated record.
AUGAAGCAAGUUGUUUUCAUUCUUGCCUUGGUGGCAGUGUGCCACUGCAACUUGUUUGCAUCAGAAACACUACUCAAACUCUCUGACAUCCUUAAAGCAAUGAACCUUGAGGAGAUGGUGCAAAGCAGUACGGCUCACAAAUUUGGUGCAAGUUUCUUCAAGUACUACUCUGACGACCUCCUCCCUUUACAGUUCCAACUGUGGAAAGAGCACGCUGGUCGAGACUACGAGAGUAGCGAGGAGCACUCUGAGAGGCAAGGAAUCUGGUCCAAGAACGUGAAGCUCAUCCACGAGCACAACCAACAGAACAAGUCCUACUCUCUUGCUAUCAAUCACCUUGGUGACUUGACUCAUGAUGAAUACAAGAACAUGCUGUUAGGAACAAAGAUUAACAUGAAAGGAAAGGAUGCCAACCCACUUUAUGGCCAGCAGACCAAUGGUGAGUCGUACAAUGAGCUUCCCUCACAGAUGAUAAGCGAACUAAAAGUAAAGACUAAAUCAAAGUCUAAACAACGAGCCAAAAAUCCCAAGCAGCCUGCAAUUGUUAUACCAGCGAUAAAGGGAAGACAAAACGAGAUCAUAAAAGUAGUAAUGAGCGUGAGAAAGUGGGAGGGCGUUUUAUCUCCAUCGGAAGUAGAUGCCAAAAGUGCAGCAGAUACUGUUCAUCUCCACAGAAAAAUGAGGAACCCUCCCAAGCAAGCAGAAAAAGAAUCCAGUCCCGAAAAAGAGGAAAAGACAACAAUCUGGCACCGCACAUGA